Messenger RNA from Pygocentrus nattereri (red-bellied piranha), 4631 nucleotides. Its product is annotated as maternal B9.15 protein. Gene Ontology annotation, biological process: negative regulation of cell population proliferation; negative regulation of mitotic cell cycle. The transcript has 5 exons. The record is from RefSeq and is a predicted model, not a curated record. Gene Ontology annotation, cellular component: cytoplasm; nucleus. NCBI's taxonomy places the organism in Eukaryota, Metazoa, Chordata, Actinopteri, Characiformes, Serrasalmidae. Bases 176 to 997 code for a protein of 273 amino acids.
CACUGACGGGAAAGUAAUGACCAACUUUUCUCAACACGAGUCAAACACGCACUGUAGACGAGGAAACGGUGUCGAACAAUAAGAUUUCAGGUGUCUGAAGAGUUGGAGGAGGAACGACAGGCAUCAAAACAGCUGGGAUUUAACACUAAAGACGGACGAGUGCUGUAGCAGGGAGAUGAAGAGGGAAGUGAGUGCUGGGGUCAACUUCCUGAAACGCUUGGCCUUGGAGCGAGGAGGCAUUAAUGAAACCAAAGCCACACUGUUCGCUGCAAAACUACAAGAGCUCCUGUGCAAGAAGUACAUGGACCACUGGUAUCCUGACAAUCCAAACAAGGGACAGGCAUACAGAUGCAUCAGAAUAAAUGAAGGUACGCCAUGCGAUGAUUCAGUGCUCCGAGCAUGUGAGGAAAGUGAACUGAGGGUGUCUGAGUUGGGCCUCCCCCGCGAGAUCACACUAUGGAUUGAUCCGCUGGAGGUGUCUGUUCGAUCAGGUGAGAGCUGCAGGCAUUUCACAGUGGCUCGUUUCAGCGAGGCAGAGAAGGAGGAUGAAGAUAAGGAGGCAGGCCAGAGUCAAGACAGCUCUGAUUCUGUGAACCUGGACACUUCGGACUACCACUCAGCCAGCUCCUCUGACUGUGGCUCGGCCGUGUCCAGUGACACAGAGGAGGAGGCGAGAGAUGGCGAGACGAAGAAAGUAAAAGGGAAAGCAGAAGAGGAGAAGAAGGAGAAGGACAAAGCUUUCGUCAUCGCAAUGAGACCAAGACUGAGGGAGCCGAAGCCACGGAAAAUUCCCAAGUCUCAGCUCCCUGGGCUCCAGUACUUCUACCACCCAACACCAAUGUGGCCUCAGUACAAGAAGAAAGGCCCGGUACUGCUCACCACCAUUUGUACCCCUCCACCAGCCCCUGUGCUCGGCUACUACGUGCUCCCCAAACCUCCCCCUCAGUUCAUCGUCCCCCAUGCAGCCCUCCAGCCGUGGGGUGUCGCCAAAGGAUAGACUAAAACCAACGGAGGUGACCUCCUGGUAGAUUCUGAGUUUGUCUCUUGUUGAAUCGUUCUCAAUAUUUAAUCAUUGAAAUACUCGUAAAUGAUGAAUUGUUGUAUUUAAGUUUUACACUUGAUCUAAAGGGAACAUUGACCACUGAUACCUUCACUGAACCAAGCAAUACUGAACUACAGUCUUAAGCAAAGGUUUGGGCAACCCUGGUCAGAUGACAUGUUUUGCUUCUUUUCUAAGUAAAAUAAAGUGCACAUUGUCUGCUACAGUUAUACAGUUGUGUGCAGAAGUAUGUACACCCCUGGUCAAACGACAAGUGAAAAUGUGUUAACACUUUCUCUACAGAGAGCACAUUUUAAAGCACAGUUAAUGUGUAUUUGCUGAAUUUAAUGUAUUGUGAGUAGGAGGGGCAUUUAUGGCUCAUUUUGAAUGCAAUAUUUAAGGGUUUAAGUGUUCUAGAGGAUGUGUUCAUCCUUGUAAGGAUGUGUUUGACCUUGCAAAUUAAACACACAACUGUAUAUUUGUUAAAUUUAAUCCACUGGAAAAAAAGGAAAGCCAUGUUUUAUGUUUUUUUCCCCAUUAUGUUACAUUCAGAAGAUUAUGACAGUGUUUUAGGGCCACUGUUAAUAAAAAUAAAAAUAGACUUUGAGAAUAAAGUGGUAAUAUUUUCAGAAAAAAAGUCACAAUAUUUUGAGAAAAAGUUAAGAUAAAGUGGUCGAACUGUAGAGUGGCUGUCAUAACAUGUUGGGUUCUCAGUUGCUGUACUGGGGCCGGAGAUCCACGCACUCCUGUCUGCUUGUGGAUCAAUCAUUUUGAAACUACAUGCCCUCUCUGAAUGGUACAGAGAUGUAGUCAAUACCAAUAGCUGUGUAGACGGUCACUGCCUGUCAUUCUCCUUCAACAAAACAGACAGACGGUUUCCUCCGAGUCCAUCUGGUGCUUUAUUCUAGAUAAACACAGUUUCCUGCACAGCCGUUUCUUAUACUAAUAACAGGCUGGUGCUGAUGUGCCAGGAGAGACAGGUAGACUGAGUAUUUCUUUAUGGCUGAAAUCGAUAUGAAAGUAUAGCUCCACCAACUCAACGCGCCUCAUUUAACACAAGGAGGUGCUGCCUCCGUACGACUUUUGUCUCUAAAUAUUGUGACUUUAUUCUCAAUAUAAAUAGUAGCAUAUAAAUAGAACUGAUGCACUACAUUUUCAUUAAAACUGAGGUUGUGUCAACUUUUUUUUUUUUUUGACACAACACGUCAUUUCAUCAGGGGUGCCCAAACCUUUGCACAACACUGUACAUGCAGCUCAAAUCUUCUAUUCAGGAACCACGUGAUCUGGUGCAAAUAUCGCAGCUAUGAAGCCAUUCUGUGUCAUUAAGAGAUGGUCAGCGAUCACUAUUUAACUAGCAAAACAUCUCGGAACUUGCAUUUAAUGGCGGUUUCUAUAAGAAAGACAGGUAGACGUUUAUUGAUGAUAAAAACAUCACUGGACAAGGGAAACAUUCCCCAGUCAUCACCUUCUUGACUCAGGUAUGUCGUUUUUUGUGUCAUAAGUGGCUGUGACGCUUUAUACAAAGUUGAUUUCACGUUUUGAAUCACAAGAGUGGGGACUCAAAAUACUGUGAUCUUUGUUGAAAGUGUAGCAUAGUUAGCACUUCACUGUGACAAAACAUUUCUCAGGAUACUGAUUUGACUGCAUUCCUAUGAAAAAGACAUCACAUCUGGUUAUGAAUCUUCCUAAUUCUCGCAUCGUUUUCUCUGAGUUUGUUCAUGAGUGUCAUUCGUUUCAAAGCCAGUAGAUGAUGCUAUACAGCAAAAGCCACUGUGUUCUGUGUUUAGGGCCUGACCGAUGUGAAAGCUUUGGGGCCAAUACUGAUAUUAAGGGGCAAAAAAUUCUGAUAACCGAUUAUAUUGGCUGAUAUGAUUUUAAAUGUGUUUUAAUUAAACAGUGCUUUGUUGACAUUUUAUAACUAUAUACAUACAAAAACUCUGUUACAUCAUGAUAUAUAAUACCAGUCAAAAGUUUAGACUUAGUCAAAGACAAUUUGAUGCAUAGAUUUGUGAUCAAACACAUAAAAAGUUGUUACCAACACAAAUGGACAGUCAUUUGGGCACCACUGGUCAAAUGACAUAUUUUGUUGCAUCUUUAGGUGGAAUCCUUUGUGGGUAUUUUCUCUUUUUUUUCCCAAUAUGUGGAACUGAAAUUUUGCAGAAAACAAUUUGAGUUUGUUCCCUGCUGAUGAUGAUUUAACUUAUUUUCAAUAUAACUUUAACCACAGGUGUUCAAACAUUUGCAUACAGCUGUAAAUAGUGCAUGUCAUGCAGACACUUUCAGAAAAAAGGCUGUGAACUGUCUCUGGGGCAGUACCUCUCUUGUCACUGGGGUGUACCUUCAAGGUACCUUCAAGGGUACACCUCAGUACCUUUAGUCAGGGAAUGUAAUUGUCCCAUAAUCCACUGAAAUUAGAAGUUCCACACACCCCGUGUUGUUCCGUUUUAAAAACAUUUGGUUAUGAAAAGGAACAAAUACAGACUUUCCACCUGGAAAAACUCAUUUAAGGUAUACAAUAAGACCUUAAAACCGUUGUUGUACUUUUGAGGGAACAUUUACAUUGUUUGUUCUUUAAUGAGUGAAAAAUCUACCUGUGCAGAACUUUUAUUUCUUUAUAUAUUUAUAUCUUUAUAUUAACAGAGUGUUUACAGCUGUAUGCAAACAUUCAUAUAUGUGUAUGCAUUUAUUUAUUUCAAAACUGAACAGUUUUGCCCUCCAAGUAGCAGUGGCAAGCUCUCAGCGUAUUUGGCCAUAUGUCAGGCCUGUUGUGAAAGCAUUUCAGGCCACAUGCUCGAGAGAAUGCUCAAUGAAGUUGACAAGGCAAGCCAGUCUCUUGUAUUUCUUAUUUUUCAUUCAUUCUUAUCGUAAAAAAAAGGUCUUAUCCAUCAUCAUCUCAUUAGGUUUGGACACAUUUUACAUUGUUGUUGUACAUUAUGUAUUUAAACAGGGGUUGGUUUACACCAGUGGCACAACUGUCCGAAGUGUUGCCCUGUUGUCAGCAGGUUGUGAGCUCAAAUCCCAGCAAUGCCGUGACCAAAACAGGCUCUGUCGUUUUAUUUCUAACACCGCAAGUCAUCUAAACCAUCGGCCUGCUGAUAUAUUGGUUGGGCUCUAGUUCUGCGCUAUGCUUAUACUUCAGUGCUAAAUUAUUUAUAUUUGCAACACAACUUUUGUCUUGAAAAUUGUGCUUUUUUUCACUGUGCUUUUUACCUACAAAGAACAUUGCUUAGCUUUAUAUGAAAACCUGAGCUAAAAUCAAGUUUUGAUUUUCUGAAAACUUCUAUUUUUAUAAUCACAAAUGGCGCACUUUACAAAUGUAGAUAGCUUUUGACACUGGAAUUGUAAACUUGUCUUUUUUAUUGUUAGCGUUCCUCACUUUCCUGCUUUCACUGACAUUUAAUUCUUAUUUGCUUUUUAAUGUGGAAACCCUAUUUAUUUCUGGUUAUUAUUUACUUUACAUACCAGUCACAUCAAGUGAUGCAAAUCCUGUAAAUAUUUUUGCCUCAGUCUAACAGUUUUUGAGUGUUAUUGUGAUGUUUUGUUAUAUAUUUCUCUGUGGGCAUAUAUUUUAUUAAAAUAAUACCAAUAAUAA